UCCAAUUUGGACGUCUGUCCUUUACCCACAUCUGAUGUGCAAGGUGUACUGGGGAAGAAAGCAUCACUGCCCUGCGACAUCCAGCCCCUUCACUCAGAUGACGCGGUGGUCAUGGUGUUGUGGUUCAAGGAGUUGGAUGGAGAACCUUUGUACAGCUACGAUAUCCGUGGUCGGAACGCCAACCAGCCCAAGUUAUGGUCGUCCUCGGAGGUCUUCGGCAACCGAGCUUACUUCAGAGGUGGUGCAACUCCAGCUGUCCUCAUGGUUGACAACGUGAUAGCUGCAGACGCUGGUGUGUACAGAUGUAGAGUGGACUUCAAGAACUCUCCGACGAGGAACCUGAAAGUCAAUUUCACUGUCAUCAUUCCUCCCAGUCGACCGAUUAUAUAUGACGCAAAUAGAAGAGACAGAACGAAGCUAAUCGAACCUUAUAAUGAGGGUUCAAACGUGCACCUCAUAUGUGAAGUAGAAGGCGGCAUUCCAAGGCCGAAAGUUACGUGGUACUUAGAAAACGUUGUUAUAGACGAUUCUUAUGAAGAAAGACAAGAAGGGAUCACAAAAAAUACACUAACAUUCCCUAAUGUUGGAAGGCAACAUCUAAACGCAAGACUUGUGUGUCAAGCAUCGAACACAAAUCUGGCGCCACCGGAAACCAAAGUACUGAUAUUGGACAUUAAUUUGAAACCGAUAACUGUGAACAUAUUGACCAAGGAGAAGCAAGUAUCAGCGGAUAAAAGGUACGAAGUAGAAUGUAAGACUACGGGCUCACGACCCGAGGCGACUGUCACUUGGUGGAAGAACAAUAGACAACUCAAGCGGAUGGCGAAAAACUUCUCUGAGAAUAACGAGACACUCAGCGUCCUGAGUCUCGUGCCCGGCGUUGAUGACGACGGCAAAUAUUUGACGUGCCGCGCUGAGAACAAGCACAUACCAGAUUCAGCCAUAGAAGACAAGUGGCGACUCAACGUUCACUAUGUACCAAUAGUUGACCUCAAGAUGGGAUCCAAUCUGAAUCCUGAUGAAAUAAAGGAAGGGGAUGAUGUUUACUUCGAGUGUACGGUCAAAGCUAAUCCGAGGACACACAGGCUCGUUUGGUUUCACGACAACACGGAGAUCUUUCACAACGAAGCGUUGGGCGUUAUCCUGAGUGCCCAAAGCUUGGUUUUACAAAGUGUCACAAGAGCCGCCGCCGGCGACUACACCUGCAUGGCUGCGAACAGCGAGGGCAAAGGAAUAAGCAAUCCGGUGUCAUUAUUAGUCAGAUACGCGCCCGUCUGCGCCGAACGGAGGGAUAACGAGCUUUUCGGAGCUUUGAAACAUGAAACCGUAUCUUUACACUGCUCCGUCGACGCUAAUCCAGCGCUGGUGUCCUUUCAUUGGACGUUCAAUAACUCUGGCGAACAAACAGAAAUACCACCCAGACUAUACACUAGUCAUGGUCACACAUCAACCCUUAAUUACACCCCAACGACAGACAUGGAGUACGGUACACUCGCCUGUUAUGGAGAAAACUCAGUUGGUCAGCAGAAAGUGCCUUGCCUCUUCCAACUCGUAGCUGCAGGUCGUCCUUUUCAUCUACAAAACUGUACGGUGGCGAAUCAAAGUCUGGAUUCGUUGUACGUGGAAUGCGUCGAGAACUUCGAUGGCGGUCUCCCCCAGACCUUCUUAAUGGAACUUUUGGAACUACCCUCAUUAACGGUUCGCUACAACGUCUCGACAAAUAGGACGCCACCCUAUUUCGAAAUCCGGGGCCUCCCGCCGGGCGUCACUUACAGGAUCGACUUGUACGCAGUCAACGCUAAAGGACGAAGCGACGUGUCCACGAUAGAAACCGUCACGUUGAAGGGACAGGCGAAAUACACUGAUGUAAGCGGCUCACUGGGAAUGUCACCAGUGGUAGCGUCAAUAGCAGCGAUGUCAGCACUACUGGCAACAGCGGUUUGUGGUGUACUUGCUGUUUUAUAUAGACGUCACGCUAACCGCCAUAGAAAUCUGCCGGCCAAACACACCCCUUUGAGUGAAGCGAUGUAUGCGGAGCGCAGUGGACAAUGCAGCACUCCAGUCAAGGCAGAAGUACGAACAGCUCCCGAUCCUGACCCCGCUGAUGACGCUGAUCCGGAUAUAAUACCUAAUUUAUAUGAACGAAGGCCAGUAUCCAAUGGGUAUAUGAGCCUGCAGCGUCCGCCGUCUAACAGCAAGAUGCGUGAAGUAAGCGAGGACGCCCGUUCCGAACCUGAUGGAGGCGGGUACUACGCUGAUUUUAGAAAAAAGGAUUAUAAGAUACCUUUGACUAGUUCAUAUCAUAGCUUAAAUCGCGUCAACAAGGGCGUAAACGCCUGCAGCCCGGGCUCGACGGGCGUGACGUCAUCACUGACAGCGCACCGACUACGACCGGAAGUGGUCACCACAUCGCAUCGAGUACAAGAGAGUUGUAUAUAAACUAGUUUAGGAAACGUAAGGGUCUAGACUUUAGAAAAUUGAUCGAAAUUUUUAUUUACAGAUAUUUCUUGAGUGAAGAAAAAAAAAAUUGAAAAUUUACUUUCGAAACUAAAAUCUUUUUAUCAAUUUGGAACUUUAGCUAUUUCAUGUAUUUUUUAUUGACAUUAUAGUUAUCUCUGUAUCUAGAACCCUUGAUGUAAAUAAACUAAUAUAAGUUUAGUACUGACUGUGUUCCUUUAAUACUUUAAACUUUUAUAUAAUAACGUUUUUAAUACAAAUGUGUAUGUAUAAUUAUAAGUGUCCACUUGUUAAUGGUCAAUUCGAUUGGAGUAUAAGCGUUGAGCGUGUGGGUCUACAGAUAUUAAGAUGUAACGAAAAUUUAAAAUGUUAUUAAGAUGCUUCUUUAUUGUAUUUUACUUAU
Molecule: messenger RNA, 2860 nt
Organism: Melitaea cinxia (Glanville fritillary)
Lineage: Eukaryota; Metazoa; Arthropoda; Insecta; Lepidoptera; Nymphalidae
Product: hemicentin-1-like
Exons: 17
Molecular function (GO): protein binding
Source: RefSeq, a predicted model, not a curated record